AAGGCCAGUGGCUGCUGAAUAAUAAACACCGUGAACCCGCCCAUUUAAUGUUUAUUGAUCGGCUCCGGCAGGCCUGUCUGACAGCGGUCAGAUCAGUCGGGAUAUGGCGUCGCUGCACACGGGAUGAAUCCUCAGCUCUCCGUGGGAAUCCGCGAGUGGCGCACCGGGACGGCUCUCCGCUUGUGUCGCUGUUAAGAACCGAGGAUCAUACAUGGCGAUGGAGGACGAGGACAACAACGCAGCGGUCGUUGCGACUAACAUCCAGGCGGGCAUCAAGAAGGGAGGCGAUGUCGGAGAUAACGGGGCUUGCAUAGACAGGCAGCCGGACACGGUGGUCCACCAGGCGGGGCUGAAUCGGACUGCGGGUCGCGGCAGCCGCAGUGGUCCCGGAGCUCACGCUGCGACGGGGAUCCGAGUGCUAAAGCAGCGCAACAUGAAGCGGAAUGGAAGUCGAAGCUGCGUGACAAGAAAGACCAGAUUCGGAUCACGAGAGCGGGACUGGCUGAAGGGGGACACCCAGCGGGGCUGUGUGUGUCUGUACGGGGGAACAGUGGACCCUCAACCGCCUGCCUCCGGACCACAGGCCUCCUCCACCCCUCAGACCGACCUGCAGCUGGUGCUCUGCUCCACCAACACCACAGUGGAGGAGCUGUGUGCUCAGAGGGACGGACAGGGACUCUACGUUCAGCUGCACGGAGACCUCGUCAGGAGGCUGGACUCCUCUGAGCGUCCUCUCCAGAUGGUGUACGACUACCUGGCAUCUAUGGGCUACGCAGACCCUGUGCGAGUGCAGCAGGAAGCCGCCAACUCAGACCUCAGCUGUUUGAUCCGUUUCUACAGUGAGCGUCCGGUGAACGCAGACCAGCAGGAGCGGACCUUGUUGAAAGGUGUGUUCAGCGUCAGGAAGGGCAAGACGCAGCUGCACAAGUGGGCGGAGCGGCAGGUCAUCCUCUGCGGGACGUGUUUAAUCGUGGCCUCCGUCAAAGACAGCCUGACUGGGAAGCUGCACAUCCUGCCGCUGGUGGGGGGGAAGGUGGAGGAGGUGAAGCGAAGGCAGCACUGUCUGAUGUUCAGUUCUGCCGGAUCGCAGGCCCAGACGUACUUUGUCAACUUUGACACACUCGCGGACUACCAGCGGUGGCAUCGGCAGGCAUCGAAAGUGGUGUCUCAGACGGUCAGUCUGGUGGAUUUGUCCUGCUACAGUCUGGAAACGGUGCCUGAAUAUCUGUUUUACAGUCAGGAUAUCACCCACCUCAACUUGCGACACAACUUCAUGAGCCUGCAGGGACCUGGAGGUCUGCUCAACCUCCCCAGGUUUUCCCAGCUGAAGAGCCUGAACUUAUCUCACAACCGUCUGGGUGUGUUUCCUGAAUGUGUUUGCGAGAUCCUCACAUUAACUGAGCUCAACCUCUCCUGUAACAGUCUCCACACCAUCCCUGUGCAGAUAGGAAACCUUCAAAGCCUGCAGACGCUGUCUUUGGAUGGAAACCACCUCAGCUCCCUGCCCGAAGAGCUGGGUGGCCUGUUUCAGCUCAACAGCCUGGGGCUCUCCUUCAACAGCUUCUCUCACAUCCCUGCUGUGCUGGAGAGACUGAGUGCGGUGGACAAGCUGGCGAUGGCUGGGAACAGAGUGGAGAGUCUGGAGUUGUGCACUCUAGUCAGAAUGAGCCACCUGAAAAUCAUUGAUCUCCGGCUGAACAGGCUGCGGUGGGUGAAAAGUGAGAAUCUGGAGGCAGUGAACCAGGUGACCCAGCUGGACUUGCGGGACAAUUGCUUGGACUCACUGGACCUGAGCUCCGUCUGCAACCUGGAGAAUCUCCACUGCCAACGCAACCAGCUGGGGACACUCACACUCAGCGGCUUCACACUGCGCAUGCUUCAUGCCAGCAGCAACCGCCUCACAACAGUCAACAUCUAUCCAGUCCCUAACCAGCUGACAUACAUGGACCUAUCACAGAACCUCUUGGAGUAUCUCCCUGACUGGGUGUGUGACUGCAGGAAAAUUGAGAUGCUGGACGUCACACACAACCUCCUGUCUGAGCUUCCCUCCAGACUGCUCAACAGCUUGAGUUUGAGGAAGCUGCUGACGGGGAACAAUCGUUUGCAGAGAGUGCCUGACCUACUUGACCACGUCCCUCUGGAAGCUCUAGACCUUCAGCACAACAAGCUAGCUGAGCUUCCUGAGAGUCUCUUUUACAAGGCCUUAAACCUAAAAUACCUAAAUGUAUCAGCCAAUGCCCUGGAAAGCAUUCCUCCAAGCAGCCAAUCAGAGGAGAGCCUCAGCACACUCCAGGAGCUCUACCUGACAGGGAACAACCUGAACGAGAACUGUGGUGCUGUGUUGGUUGGCCACCAGAACCUGCGGAUUCUUCACAUCGCCUACAACCAACUGCUCUCGUUCCCUGCCAGUAAGUUGAGUAAACUGGAACUGCUGGAGGAGCUAAAUUUGAGCGGCAACAAGCUAAAGACGAUACCCUCCACCGUGUCCAGCUGUAAGAGACUGCACACCCUCAUAGCACACUCAAAUCACAUCACUGUCUUCCCAGAGAUCCUCAACCUGCCUGAGAUCAAGCUUGUAGAUCUAAGUUGCAACGAACUGACAGAAAUCCAGCUGCCUGAUUCUUUGCCUCCCACUCUGCAAGAGCUGGACCUGACGGGAAACAGCAGCCUGAUGCUGGAACAUAAAACCCUCAAUCUCUUCAGUCACAUCACCACCCUGAAAUUAGACCAGAAAUCCACCACGACAGCAGCAGACUCACUGAGUGCCUCCACUCCAUGGAACCACGGUUACUCUGAAAUGAGCGGCCAAAGGAACAAGUUGUGUGUGUCUGUGCUGGCUGUGGACCGCUUCGGAGACAGCGUGGAAGCGUGCUACGGCAUCUUCGAUGGAGACCGCAAUGAGGAAGUGCCUCGUCUGUUGCAGUGCACCAUGGGAGAUGUGCUGUGUGAGGAACUGCAGCACUCCAGCGUUGACAGUGUGUAUAUGUGCAACACUUUCCUCACCUCACACAGGAAACUGGGUAUGGCUGGACAGAAACUGGGUGCCUCUGCCUUGCUGUGUUAUAUCCACCGUGAGACAUCAGAUCCAGGAGGCAACUUUUGCCUAACUGUGGCCAACGUGGGCACCUGCCAAGCUGUGCUGUGCCGGAAUGGACGACCUGUUCCUCUCUCUAAGGUUUACAGCUUGGAGAAUUGCACUGAGGAGAUGGAGAGGGUUAAACUCAGCAAAGCCAUUAUUACAGAGGAUAACAAAGUGAGCGGAGUGACAUGCUGCUCUCGCCUGCUGGGCUGCUCUUAUCUGUCUCCCUGGGUGCUCCCGAAGCCCUGGGUGCACACUGAGCCGCUCUGUUCCCAGGAUGAGUUCUUGAUCCUGGGUAAUCGAGCCCUGUUUGAACGCGUGUCCUACCAGGAGGCUGUGUGCACUGUGCAGGCCGUACAGGAUCCUCGCGCUGCUGCCAAGAAGCUGUGCUCCCUCGCCCAGAGUUACGGUUGCAAAGACAACAUCGGAGCUGUGGUGGUGUCCCUGCACAUUGGUGAGGACAGCUGCACUUGCGAUCCGCUGGUCUCCACUACUGAAUCGCGGGGUCCACCUUCUGCCACUGUACCUGUGACUGUGACUCCAGGCCCCAGCGACCCAGUCAACCUCUCAUCCAGCAGCGGCAUCGUCACUGAGUUCAGCAGCGAGACAUCAGCAUCGGAGAUGGGCAGCGAGGCGGGGUCCACUGCCUCAGAUGAACACCCAUCUUCUGGCCCUGUGUCCCGCCCAGAGAGACGCUGUAGCCUGCAUCCUGCUACCACGCUGUGUGGGAUCAUGGUGCCAGGCUCAGUUGGAGCUGGAACUCACCCAAACCUCUUCCAGCGGCAGCCCUCCUGUGCCACAUUCUCAAGUAACCAGUCCGACAACGGCUUGGACAGUGAUGACGAGGCUCCGCUUGAGGGUGUUAUCUCCAACGGCAGCAAGUUAGAAGUGGAGGUAGACAUUCACUGUUGUGCUUUCCAACUACGGUCAGGGGCCCCUGACAGCCCCAAAGACUUGGACUUUGAAAAGCGAGGCUCUGACUAUCCCAAUGGCAAAAUGCGUAGACAGAACAGCGUAGUGGUUUCUGCCACAAAUGGCUGCCUGUUAGCCGUUUGUGGGAGAGAGAUUGCUGACCUGAAGAAGUCUCCUUCCACAUCCAGCCUGUUUGGGAAGAAGCUGUCCAAUGGCUCUGUGGUGGCUCCGGAGGACAGUCAUAAUCUUAUUGAAGUUGCCCUUGAGGCCCCAAAGAAAAAGUCUGGCUACUUCACUGCCCCAGCACAGCAGGACCCAGAGGACCAGCUGAUUGUGCCUCCUAGUCUUGAGCAAGAAGUCAGGGAGCAGCUCAGAGGCCAGAGCCCUCUAGUCUCAGGCCCCUCCGCACCAUCCACACCCACCUCCUUAAAAGAUCCUGUGUGGGACCAUCCACACCCCCCUGCUUUCCCCUCCAGCCUGGUCCCAGGUCCAGGACCAGCCCCAAUGCUACAGCAGGAAGUCUACGAUACUGCCCUCUAGAGGAGGGACACAACACAGUGCCAUGUGGCUGCACUUCUGUGAUUGUGCCAUUCUGGAGAAGAAGAUUUUUCUCAUACAUGUGGGAUAUUCCAAUUAAAGUUGCCAUUCACAUCUUUUGUGAGGAUGAGACAAGCCAGUGAUAGUCACUAAGUGAUGCUGUGCCAUUAAUGUGAGGUGAAAAGUGCACCUGAGAGAGUAGAGUUGAACAAAGAUUCCAGGUCAUAACAUGGCGUUGUAAAGAGACAAAGACAAGCCUGACCUGAAAUGGGAUACCUCGCGUGUUUGAACAUGUCAGCAGCAUUUCCCUUUACUUGGAAAGUCAAGCAAUGUGGAUGGUGUGUAAGAGAUCGUGUCAAAUCACCUCUCCAGGGGCUCCGUGGUCUCUCAGGUCUGGAGAAAAGCCCUAUGAACAGAACUUGAAAAAGUGCCUACUAUAGACAACACAGCCAAGAGCUCCCCGUGUCCAGACUGUGUUCUGGAGAUGUACGCUGGUUAGUUAAAUUUACAGGAGGGACAGUGUCUCCAAGAGACCAACACUGGCACAGCUUCUGCUCUCCUCCUCUACCUGUGGCUUACAAAGGAAACCAGACAGUAUAAACACUUAUCAGACACACAGGACUUAAAGAUGUGAAGAUGAAAUGACUGCAUUUACAUUGCUAGAAAUGUUGUGAUUGAGUUUAAUUUUUUUAACAUUCCUGCACAACGUGUAUAGAAUCUAAGAUAAAUCAAUUCUGCACAGAAUAGUGCACACAGACAACUAGCAGCCAGCUGAUGUGGUGUGCUUGAGCUGCUGAAAGCAAGAUUAAUAUUUAGAGCAAUGCAAUAUCAAAGUCAUUCGACUGUACAGAGCUGAUGUGUUGCAGAAUUUCAAAUCCUUAUAACAGCAUAAUUUGUGGCAGUGCACGAUCAAAGGAUCUCAAAAACUACAAUCAUAGGAAAACAAAAUAUUAAUUUGAAUUUAGUUGCUUUUAUGGUCACUGGAUAGUCGACCGAGGAGCCCAGGAUGUUUGGAUAUGAUAUAAUUUUCAUUUGAUCAAACCAUGUAGGACACAAAUCUGAAGCAUUACAUGACAGAAACAACCCCACUGGGAUUAAUAUUGUAAAGUUUAGUAUAUUCAAACUUUGGAGGCUGCUGCGCUUUUAAAUUUGUGAACAUUUUCCUGCAGGCAGAUCUGGUGAUUUACAUUUUUGCAUCACGACAAAUUGUGUAGAAUCAAAUCUGUGUAUCUGAGAUGUCACAAAGUUAAUUCAGUGUCACAAACAGAGAUUGGGACAUAGAAACAAAUUAAGUCUUGCUGCUUUUUGAUGUAGCACUUGUUCUCACUUGCAUAUUUUUGCAUAAGUGCUACUUUCUGAUUAUGGGGCAAUGCUGCUUUAGAACUCAGCCCACACACUUAAUAUAAAGAAUAUAAUAAGUGCAGGGGCUGUAUAAAGUAGUGCAUUAAGAACACACUGUUCACUCCCUUACUGUAAGUGCUUCAGCAGUUGGUUCAUCAGUUUGUGUUUUGUAAUAUAUAUAGGAUUAGUCAUAUUUGUCUCAGCAAAUCUGCAUUAUUAUUUGAAUUAUCAGGUGAAUAUUAUGCAGCCCUCGAAACCUUAGUUUGUCCUAAAUCUCCAAACCUUGUGCCAAAAGAGAAAGCCGCUCUGUGGGGGCAUUGUGGUUAUAAGAAGGCCAAAGUUGGGUAAUUACACUCGCCAGUGAUUACUACAUUAGAAGUAUAUUUUUGGUUACCACUCCAAGUUGGUGCAGUUUUGCAGUUCCACAGCUGUUGCAUAGCUGGACCUUUCAGUGUUCCCUUUUAGCCUUAAAGCAACACGACUCAGUAUUUUUGACAUGUGGAACCCCGUUUUUCUUCCCAUCCAUGCUGUGUUUGUGACCGACGUCUUCAGCUCUGAGGGUGUUGUUUUCUUUGCUCCCCAUGAAUGAGUGAGAAGUCAGUGAUGAAGCCUUAAAUGAUGUGUGAGCGUUUUCUUGUUUUCUUGGAGGUUUUUUGGGCUAAGUGGGGGGUUGUCUCUUGAAAGGAACAAACACUGUUAAAAGCACUUUGUAUAUAGAAAAUAAUGAUAUCCAGAGAUGUGUAUAUUUGAGUUUAAUAUAUGAGGUACUGGUUGACAUAAUGAGCUGGGAUUAUCGUUGCUUCAAUCACCUCCUGUCUAAGAAUACAUUGGGAUACAAUAGAAGAUGAUGUAAAAUAACAAAUGGCAGUUGAUUUGCACCAGUGACUUUUUGGUGUGUUUUCAAUAUGACAAACAUUGGUUAUUAUUUAAAUACUGGAUGUCUGCUUUCAAUUACAUCAGCAUUGUUCACAGUAUCUUAACUUUUAUUUCAAUAUUCAGCAUCAAACAACAAACAGCCGAAUAUUUUCUCUUAACUAAUUCUAACACUAACUUCCAGCAUUGCUCUUAGUCUAUACAAAUAUAAAUUACUGAGAGAAAAAUGAAGAAAUACAGCAGUUAUUCUGCAUGUGUUUCAUUACCUCUAUCCAGUACUGACAUCUGGUUAAAGGCAUUGUGCUAAUGUAUUCCUAGCUAUCUGCCAUAAAUGAAAAUUGAAUUGGAAAUUCCUCCAUAGUAACAACAGUAGUCCAAGAUAAUUACAUGCACUGCUGUUCCUCAAAAAAAUUACAUUUUUUCAUUUUUUGCUCUAAAAGGACAAAUGAGAGAGCACAUUAUAUAAUAAGACUAAUAAUUUAGUUUCUCCAUUUAUCAGAUUGUGCAGUAUCUGAGAUGCCAAACACACGGGAGUCAGUGGUUCAUUUACCCAAACAUCCACUAUCAGAACCCACACUGGUGUCCGACAUCUGGACUGAUGGCGGUGAAACGUGGAUGGUUUACCUGCUACAGGGAGCCGAGACAGAUUGUGAUUGUGAAUAAUACUGGUACAUAUCUGAAAUGUUGCGCGAGCUCAGAGAGGAGAACUUUCAAGACGGCGGUAUUCCCAACAAACCUCGGGAAUUCCCUUGUAAAAUAUGCAAUGUGUCAAGUGUGUAUAUAUAUAAUAUAUAUAACUGUAUAUGAGAGCUUCAUUUUUCACCUAAAACUAGAAGAAUUCUCAACAUGUCUGAAGAUGAAUAUUGACUGGUGUGUGUAUGUAUGACGUAUGUAGGGCUUGUGUUUGUAAGCUGCAUUGCUCUUCUUAUUUUCUGAGUAUGUCCCUUAUUAGUUAGUUCCUAAGUCAGACCACAUAGUACUGCUGCGUUUAGUCCUCUUCAAACCAGCUGGGCCUAUUUUCAUUAUACACUCUGUCUGUUUCUAGAUAUAUAUUCACCCACUGUCCUGUUCAACUUACAUGUCCGACUUGAAGUGUUUCUGACUAAUGAUCCAUCAGUCGACAAAUCGGUGUACGUAUGCAGAUUGUAUGCACAGAUACAGGAAGAGGGAGCACAGGGUACAUUCCAUUGGCUUAAAAAUAUUCCCUUUAAUUCUUUAGUGGAAGGGAUCCAGUGGUUUGAUACUCACAAAUCGCUUCGUACACCAAAGUAGAGGGUCUGUAUAUCUGAGUAUGCUUCAGUGUUUUGUUUUUGUUUUUUUUAAAUUUAACUGCUGAUUCAUUUAUUAACUGUAAGGGAUCAUUUUCCUCUUUGCACAACUUAACAAGCUCCCUGUACAACUAUGUUGCAAAAAUGUCUGUGUUUGUGUGUAGUUCAAAGCUUUAGUGCACACAUACAGUAAGUGUAUGCAUGCCUGUGUGAGUCACGGAUUGACUGUACUUCUGUGUGAAUAGUGAGUGAAACUGAUCGAAAACGCUCCAGUUGUUUAACAUGUGACCAAAGUAGCCAUUGUUUAAUCUCACUAUUUUCUUUCUGUAUAUUAUUUUCAAGAAAUGCUUGAAUAUUUUUUCUUAAUGCCAAGAAGCUGAUGUUUAUUUUUGUAUUUCAUUGUUUCAUGCAAAUUUAUAUUUCCCUCUCCGCGACAGAGUUUAAAGUGACUGAGAUUCUACAGAAUGCCGUCACUCAUUAUGGUACUAUUGAAGGUACUAACUAUAACUGUAUUUAAUGUUGAAAGCAUGCCCUAAAUAUAAGUCAACAUAAAAACAUAGAGUCCAUACAAAAUGUGAUUUAUUUGUACAAAAAUGGAGCAUAUCUAAUAUUUUUAGGUUUUUAUUCCAGCAUGCAGAUUACUGCUAAAAUUUAGUUUUUUGUUGAAUAAUUCUAAGAAGAUUUAUUAUUUAGGAAAUGAACUAACAAUGAGCACUUUUGCAGUUUGUCGGACAGAAUUAUACUCCCUUGAACUUUGAGAGUGGAAGACGAUCGUUAUUUUAUUUUAAAUGCUGCUAUCGUUAGUUUUCAGCAGACAAGCUGUUUUUUAUUAACUUUAAGCCAAGUAGCAAUAAAACUUUCUACUGUGAA
Messenger RNA from Acanthochromis polyacanthus (spiny chromis), 8880 nucleotides. It is a transcript of the gene phlpp2, whose product is annotated as PH domain and leucine rich repeat protein phosphatase 2. Bases 212 to 4531 code for a protein of 1439 amino acids. The record is from RefSeq and is a predicted model, not a curated record. Gene Ontology annotation, molecular function: protein binding. The transcript is spliced from 19 exons. NCBI's taxonomy places the organism in Eukaryota, Metazoa, Chordata, Actinopteri, Pomacentridae.